Messenger RNA from Vanderwaltozyma polyspora DSM 70294, 1518 nucleotides. It is a transcript of the gene DRN1, whose product is annotated as Drn1p. The record is from RefSeq and is a predicted model, not a curated record. Gene Ontology annotation, molecular function: RNA lariat debranching enzyme activator activity. Gene Ontology annotation, cellular component: post-mRNA release spliceosomal complex. Gene Ontology annotation, biological process: mRNA splicing, via spliceosome. The transcript has a single exon. NCBI's taxonomy places the organism in Eukaryota, Fungi, Ascomycota, Saccharomycetes, Saccharomycetales, Saccharomycetaceae. The coding region runs from base 1 to 1518 and encodes 505 amino acids.
AUGGAAAAGUCAAAAGUGUUAAUAACUAGCAUUCCAGUUGGUUCAUAUAAAGAUGUCGAGGAAAAGCUUAAAAAGUUGAAUAAGAAACCAGGUCCCUUCGAUGCAAUUUUAGUACUAGGUGAAAAGGAUUUAGAUGUCCAGGAUAUAGAUACAAUUGAAUUAUCACCACUGUAUUUCUUUGCUUCUAAUGAUAAAACUGAUCUAAAUUCUAAGGAAAGUAGUGGUGAUGUCACUUUUUUAAAUAAUUAUGGUAUGUAUCAGCUCUCUAAUGGACUGAAAAUUACAUACCUAAUGUUAACAGGUAAAGAAUUGAUAGAACAGAAAGCGUCCAUUGUAAAAUAUUUCUCGACAAUUGACAAACCUGUAGAUAUAUUUAUUUCUUUUGAAUGGAGUGUGGCAAUUGCCAAGAAUAAAGGAAGAAUACUGGGGAAUGAGGUAGUGGAUGAUGUUGUUAAAUUGCUACAGCCAAAAUAUCAUUUUAGCAACGGUGAUAAAUCUAGUUAUCUCGAGUAUAAUCCUUUUAAAUGGGACAAUACUGACGUCAUUACAAGGUUUUUGAAUAUUGCUGAGUAUAAGUCAAAAGAAAAAUGGGCAUAUGCAGUUAACAUAGACCUCAAUCUAUCACAGUUUGACCAAGAAAUACCUGAAAAUUUAAUACAAAAUCCAUUUACCGCUGAAAAUACAAAGGAAAAUAAAGGAGAAAAUAGCAAUGUAGUCGAGUAUUCUAAGAGAUUUAAUGAUGAUGAACUUAUUACUGAAAGAAAAAUCAAGAAACAAAAAACAGUAUUACCUACCAAUUGUCAUUUUUGUUUUACAAACCCUAAUGUAGAAGAUCAUAUGUUUAUAUCAAUAGGCAACCAUUCUUAUUUAACAAUUGCUAAGGGACCAUUGAGCGUUCCUAAAGGAGAAAUGGACUUUUCAGGUCAUUGUCUAAUAGUACCAAUUGAGCAUAUUCCAAAAUUAAACAAUGGACAAGAUUCAGACACCAUUAAAAAUUUAAAUGAAGAGAUUACCCGCUAUGAAAAAAGUGUAGCUGAUAUGAACUAUACAAAAUAUGAUAUGUCUACUGUCACCUUUGAAAUUCAUUCUAGUAAAUCUGUCCAUUAUCAUGAACAAAUACUACCAGUUCCAAAAUAUCUUAUAAUGAAAUUUCAAACUGCACUAGAUAGACAAGUUUACUUGAAUAAUGAGAAAUUUCAAAAUAAUGCAAAAUUGUCAUUUCAAGAAUAUAAACAAACUGAUAAUGAAUAUUUAGAGAUCAUUGAUAAUGUAGAAUCUAAUUUCUUUCGUUUUAAGAUUUAUGAAACAAAUGAAGCCGAACCUAGAAUAUUUAUUGCAAUGUUUAAGUCAGAGGAACGAAUUGACCUACAGUUUGGUAGAAGAGUUUUAUCAUUCUUGCUAAAAUUGCCAAAAAGAAUGAAAUGGGAUUCAUUAAUCUGUCAACAAACUAAGGAUCAAGAAAUCCAAGAGGUAAAAAAAUUCCAAAAAGGAUAUAAAAGUUUCGAUAUCGUGAAUUGA